Molecule: messenger RNA, 1786 nt
Organism: Microplitis demolitor
Lineage: Eukaryota; Metazoa; Arthropoda; Insecta; Hymenoptera; Braconidae
Gene: Osi12
Exons: 3
Coding region: 644-1786 (380 amino acids)
Source: RefSeq, a predicted model, not a curated record
UUUUGUUCAUUGUCAUCAUCUCUCAGCUCCCCUUCCCCUCUCUUUCACCACCUCCACCACUUCUCUCCCCUUUACCUCCUUAAGUUCAUCUUCCUAUUAAACUCUCUCUAUCCACAAUGUGAGAUACACUAGUAGGUCUUUAUGUCACAAAGGUCACGUACACCUACCAGUACAUACUCAGCAUAAAUGCUCAUGUGAUUGAACGGAUAAAAAAUCCAAGACCCAGCUGUUGAUUCGCCAACAGGAUUCGCUUCCUCGUUUCUCAUUCUCAGCUCCCUGUUCCCCGUCUCCAUAGAGCACACAGUUACAAUGUUCAAUCUUUCUCUUCUUUUCUCUCUUUUUCACCCAUCUCUUCAUACAUACGGUAAGUGGUAUACAUUCAUGCAGGUCUUAUUGUGGGAAUAAUGCUCUCUCCCCUCGAAAGAGGAUCCCGCUCAUCCCGCGUGUUCCUUCAUCGUCCUGAUCUACGAAUCCACCAGCAACCACCAGUAUAAAGCAACCAGCAAAACCUCAUCCUGACGCCAGUUAACUCGUGAACUGUCCAGGCACUAACUUGCCCAUCUGAAUCAGUGAUUAUUGACUAAACGCGAGUCAUUAUUUAAAUUACAUUUGCUAAAUUUCGGCAAAUAAACGUUUUAAGAUCAUGAAGCCGUUUUUACAGUGUGUGAUAUUUUCGGUACUUUUGGUCCUCGUGUUGGGAUCAACUGCUGACGAUAUGGCAUUCGAACGUGGGUACAGAUCACUGUACCGAGUGUACGAAGAUUGCCAGCAGAGGAAUGGCGGAUUGUCACCGUGUUUUAAGAAAAAAGCCAUCGCGUUCUUCGAGCGGCUCGGACGGAUUGAUAACAUUCCGAUAACGGAAAAUCUUGAGCUAGUAAGAGUUGCUAAUGAUAACGCGACGAUAAAUAAACUAAAUAAUCCAAGUGAUUUGGAUAAUUUGGGACGUUCUGGUGCCUCGAGAGAGGAAAUACUAAACGAAAUUCUGCUGGACCGUGUGGCGAAUUUGAUGAACGGGUUCAAUGUUCAGAUAAGUUUGCCGAAGACCAAUACUGUGGAGCUGAAGAGAAGCAUGGAGGAGGGUAGAGGCAAGAUGAAGAAGAUGAUGGGAAUGAUGAUGACUGGAAUGGCCAUGAAAAUGGCAGCUAUGGUUCCCAUUGCGAUGGGUGUCCUGUUCAUGUUGGCGGGAAAAGCUCUGAUCAUCAGUAAAAUAGCUCUCGUGCUGUCGAUGAUCAUCGGAUUGAAGAAGCUGCUGAGCCAAAAACAGGGUGGAGACUCUCAUGGAGGAUGGCAGAGUGGUGGUGGUGGUGGCGGCGGCGGAUGGGACCGAAGCAUCAAAGACGUCCAUCACUCGUCUCUGGAUUUACAAAACGUCGAGUCUACUGACAGCAAUUACGCCCAAAGUUUGGCGUACUCUGGCCAGAAGCCUUACCACGGAAUGUUUUAUUGCAUAUACGCCGUUAAAAAGUGGAAGAAGCACAGCAAAUAUAUAAUACCACUGAUAGUAGGAUGGUUGUUGAUAAAGUCUAUUUUACUGCCGAUCGCCUUGAAAGCUCUGGCACUAUUGAGUGGAAAAGCUGUGGUCCUGAGUCUAAUGAGCUUGAUAUUGGCCGCUAUUACGGGACUGAGAAGACUUGCGCAAGGAGGAUUACUUCCGAUGGUUUUGGGAUUUAGCGCUGGACCAAGCGCAUAUGCUAAAUAUAACCGACAAGAUUAUUUAGAGCACGAAAAUCAGUCUGACUUGAGCGACUCAUAUGAUUAUUAUCAGGACAGACGUCCACUCAACUGA